Messenger RNA from Etheostoma cragini (Arkansas darter), 5346 nucleotides. It is a transcript of the gene flii, whose product is annotated as FLII actin remodeling protein. Gene Ontology annotation, cellular component: actin cytoskeleton; nucleus; cytoplasm. Gene Ontology annotation, biological process: myofibril assembly; actin polymerization or depolymerization; actin filament severing. Gene Ontology annotation, molecular function: phosphatidylinositol-4,5-bisphosphate binding; actin filament binding. The transcript has 30 exons. The record is from RefSeq and is a predicted model, not a curated record. NCBI's taxonomy places the organism in Eukaryota, Metazoa, Chordata, Actinopteri, Perciformes, Percidae.
CCUUAAAGACCAAAAUAGACAGUUGAGGGCAGUGCAGCUGCGAUAAACCAGAAAUGGCUUCCACCGGAGUUCUUCCAUUUAUUAGGGGAGUAGACCUCAGUGGAAACGACUUCAAAGGUGGGUAUUUCCCAGAGCAUGUCAAGUGUAUGAGCAGUCUGCGAUGGCUGAAACUGAACAGGACCGGACUGUGCUACCUCCCAGAGGAGCUGGCCUCUCUGCAGAAGCUGGAGCAUCUUUCAGUGAGUCACAACAGCCUGACUACUUUACAUGGAGAACUGUCCAGCUUACCGAAUUUACGGGCGGUUGUAGCCAGGGCCAACAACUUGAAAAACUCUGGAGUCCCAGAUGACAUCUUUCAGCUCGAUGACCUCUCUGUGUUGGACCUGAGUUUCAACCAGCUGUCAGAGAUCCCCAGGGACCUAGAGAACAGCAGGAACAUGCUGGUGCUGAAUCUGAGCCACAACAGUAUCGACUCCAUCCCCAACCAGCUGUUCAUCAACCUGACAGACCUGCUAUAUCUGGACCUGAGUGACAACAAGCUGGACAGCCUGCCACCGCAGAUGAGACGCCUGGUUCACCUGCAGACACUCACACUGAAUAACAACCCGUUGAUGCACGCCCAGUUGCGCCAGCUGCCAGCCAUGGUGGCAUUACAGACUCUCCACCUGAGGAACACCCAGAGGACCCAGAGCAACAUGCCCACCAGCUUGGAAGGUCUGACGCAUUUAGCAGAUGUUGACCUGUCAUGUAACGACCUGACUCGGGUGCCAGAGUGCCUCUAUUCACUGGGCAGUUUGAAGAGACUCAACCUAAGCAGUAAUCAGAUCUCCGAACUGUCUCUCUGCAUUGACCAGUGGACUCAGCUGGAAACGCUUAACCUGAGCCGCAACCAGCUCACCUCAUUGCCUUCUGCAAUCUGCAAGCUGUCCAAACUCAAGAAGCUGUAUGUAAACUCCAACAAAUUGGACUUUGAUGGGGUUCCACCAGGCAUGGGAAAAUUGUCCAGCCUCACUGAGUUCAUGGCUGCUAACAACAAUCUAGAACUCAUCCCAGAGGGACUAUGCAGGUGUGGCAAGCUGAAGAAGCUGGUGCUGAAUAAAAACCGCCUGGUAACAUUGCCUGAGGCCAUCCACUUCUUGACUGACUUAGAGAUGCUGGAUGUGCGUGAGAACCCCAACCUGGUGAUGCCUCCUAAACCAGCUGACACCGCAGCAGAGUGGUACAACAUCGACUUCUCCCUGCAGAAUCAGCUCCGGCUGGCCGGGGCAUCGCCUGCUACUGUAGCCGCUGCUGGAGGAGGAGCCAGCCCCCGAGACCCCCUGGCAAGAAAGAUGAGGCUCCGGAGGAGGAAGGACUGUUCUCAGGACGAUCAGGCAAAGCAGGUGCUCAAGGGCAUGAGUGAUGUAGCACACGACAAGAACAACUUGGAGGAAAACGGGGACUUGAAAUAUGCUGAUUUAAAGGUCCGGCGCUGGGACAAGAGUAUAGAGAAACCUCAACUGGACUACUCUGAGUUCUAUACGGAAGAUACAGGGCAGGUAAUGUGUUUCUACCCUUUCUCAGCUACAAUCAACCAAACCUUCAUGUACUGCAUUUGCCAAUACAUCUUUCUCAAAUGCUUCUUUUUGCAAUUGUAGACCUUCCUGGAUGACAAUGGCGCAUUGAACUGGCAGAUCUUCUACUGGAUCGGCCAAGAGGCCACUCUGGACAAGAAGGCCGGCUCUGCAAUCCACGCUGUCAACCUCAGAAAUUUCCUUGGGGCAGAGUGUAGGACAAUACGCGAGGAGAUGGGAGACGAGAGCGAGGAGUUCAGUGCCGUGUUUAACAAUGAGAUCUCCUACAUUGAGGGAGGAACAUCCAGCGGAUUCUACACUGUGGAGGACACAAACUAUCCUGUCAGGUUGUACAGAAUUUAUGGCAAGAAAAACAUCCGACUGGAGUCUGUACCAGUGAAGACCUCGUCCCUCGACCCUCGGUAUGUCUUCUUGUUGGACAAAGGGCCGGAGAUCUUUAUCUGGAGAGGAGCCAACGCUACUCUCAGCAGCACAACAAAAGCCAGGUUAUUUGCAGAAAAGAUCAAUAAAAAUGAGCGUAAGGGGAAGGCGGAGAUUGCAACCCUCAUGCAGAAUCAGGAGCCUCCGGGGUUCUGGGAGGUACUGGGAGGCCAACCAGAGGAGAUCAAGAAACACGUACCAGAUGACUUUUCUCCUGUCAGACCUAAACUAUACAAGGUGGGCUUGGGUCUGGGCUACUUGGAGCUGCCACAGAUUAACUACAAGCUGUCAGUUGAACACAAAGACCACAAGGUCAAACUGGACACUUUGCCUGAAAUGAGACUGGUGCAGUCUCUGCUGGACACAAAGUGCGUGUACAUCAUCGACUGCUGGUCUGACGUGUUCAUUUGGAUCGGGAGGAAGUCCCCACGCCUUGUCCGAGCUGCUGCCUUAAAACUGGGUCAGGAGAUCUGCUCCAUGCUGCACCGGCCCAAACAUGCCUGCGUCACCCGCAACCUGGAGGGCACCGAGUGCCAGGUGUUUAAGUCCAAGUUUAAGAACUGGGAUGAUGUGUUGAAGGUGGACUACACCAGAGCAGCUGAGACUGUACAACAGAAGGACAACCUGCAGGGCAAGGUGAAGAAGGAUGCAGAGCAGAAAGACAAGAUGAAAGCUGACCUCACAGCCCUCUUCCUGCCCAGGCAGCCAGCCAUGCCCCUAACUGAGGCUGAACAACUGAUGGAUGAGUGGAAUGAGGACCUGGAUGGUAUGGAGGGAUUUGUGUUGGAAGGAAAGAAGUUUGCUCGCCUGCCUGAGGAGGAGUUUGGGCACUUCCACACCCAGGAUUGCUAUGUCUUCCUCUGCAGAUACUGGGUACCUGUGGAGUAUGAAGAGGAGGAGAAGGCGAAGAAGGAGGGGGGAAGUGGUGAAGGAGGAGAAAAGAGUGCAGCAGCGGAGGAGGAGGAGGACAAACAGCCCGAGGAGGACUUCCAGUGUGUAGUGUACUUCUGGCAGGGCAGGCAGGCCUCCAACAUGGGCUGGCUCACUUUCACCUUCUCCCUGCAGAAGAAGUUUGAGAGUCUUUUCCCUGGAAAGCUGAAGGUGGUGCGUAUGACACAGCAGCAGGAGAACCUCAAGUUCCUCUCCCAUUUCAAGAGGAAGUUCAUCAUCCACAAAGGGAAGAGGAAACAGAAGACUGACUCUGCUCAGCCCUCCCUCUACCACAUACGCACCAAUGGCAGCGCACUGUGCACUAGGACAAUCCAGAUUGGAACAGAUUCCGGCAAUCUCAACUCAGAGUUUUGCUUCAUUCUCAAGGUACCGUUUGAGAGCACAGACAAUCAGGGCAUCGUUUACACCUGGGUGGGCAGAGCUGCUGACCCCGACGAAGCCAAACUGGCCGAGGACAUCAUGAACAAUAUGUUCGAUGACACGUACAGCAAGCAGGUAAUCAAUGAGGGGGAGGAGCCAGAGAACUUCUUCUGGGUGGGGAUUGGUUCUCAGAAGGAGUACGAUGAAGAUGCAGAUUACAUGAAACAUGCUCGGCUCUUCAGGUGUUCAAACGAGAAGGGUUAUUUCUCCGUGUCGGAGAAGUGCUCAGACUUCUGUCAGGACGACUUGGCCGAUGAUGACAUCAUGCUGCUGGACAACGGCAAAGAGGUGUACAUGUGGGUCGGUAAUCAGACCAGCCAGGUGGAGAUCAAACUUAGUCUCAAAGCCUGCCAGGUUUACAUCCAGCACAUGCGCUCUAAGGACGCUGCACAGCCCAGAAAGCUGCGACUGGUGCGGAAGGGGAACGAGCCCCACUGCUUCUCGCGCUGCUUCCACGCCUGGGGAGCGUUCAAAACCACCCUCGCAUAGACACACACGUCAUUUUCUACCAGUAAGAUAAUGAAGAUGAUGUCUAUGCUCAGCACUGCUGCUCAACAGCCUCUUCACAGGUCAAUGUCAGAUUCUGCCUGCAAACAGAUUUAAGUUCAACACAACAUCCCAAUCGGUGAGGUUCUUCUGGUCAAGAAGCUGUUGACUGUUUCCUGUCUUUUGGAGAAAGGGUUAAAUAUCACUUUUUUUCUACAAGCUUUUUUAGCAAUAAGUCUGAAUACUUGUUAAAUGAAAGAAGAGAAUUAUGUUUUGAGAUAAAAUAGGUCUAAGGUGUACAGAGGCUUUAUAAAAACCCAAAGGAAGGGUUAUGCCCUAACAUAUCAAUCUAUUCUGCUGCUUUCACGUGGCUUGUGCUGCAUGUUCAAUAGUGUGAGUGCACAUUACUGCAGGAGUCACUUCAUGCUUGGUGCCAUUUUACGCAGCUUAUUUGAAGCAGUUUAGGGAAGAUAAAAGGUGAUUUUACAGUUGUAUUUGUUUUUUUAUCAAAAUUAAGGGACUGAAUUAAAAAGAGCACUAUCAUUUUUGGAGGAAUGUUAGUUUAUACGUACGUUUUUUUUGUGAACUCUACAUAGUAUGAUUGUUUGUUGGCCCCAUGCGACUUCAUUAAAAUGGGGACUAUCCAGAGUCUGAUUGGUCACUCUUCUCACCUCCUCUAACUUGUCCACAGAUCUAAGUGCAAAGUAAAACCUUUUUGUUUAAAGAUGUGUUAGACAGUCAGUUGUUAAACACUUCAAUUUAUUUGGCCAAAGAAAUCUCCGUGUCCAAGUUAUAGCGUGAGACAGAGCCUUGUGUUAUGUUUAAGGACAGAUGUUUAAAUGUGCAAUCAGUAGCGCCUGGGAGACACUGAAACUAAAUAAAACUGUAUUCUUGAAUGUUACACACUGCAUUCAGCUUGUCAAAAUGUUUAAAAUGAUCUUGCUUUUCUGGAGCUGAGGGGACAAGAACAGAGGAAGAGUUUCUUUCCAAAAUGUAUUUUCGUGUAAUCAUUUUUGAAAAAGUAAAGGCAUCAUGUUUAAAAAUCUACCGGUUUAGAAUUUAGACAUUUUAGUCAGACAUUGAAUUUAAAGUGUUGCUUUCUUUUUCAGAUAUGUUUCUCAUUUUGGAACGUUUUAUUCAAUGGGAGAUCUUUUGCAACAUAGUAGAGACAUAUGUUAAUACAUUUUUUGUUUGUUGUAUGGUCAACAGAUCGGUUUUAACAGAACUGCUGUACGGCUUCUUAUGAGACAUGUAGUGUGCAGACAUUGGUCCAUGCAAGAUCUAUUUAUGAACCUUAUUCUCAAAGUCCCAUCAAUCCGCAACUACCAUCAUUUUGUUUCUUUAUACUUUGUGUGGGGUGAAUUCUAUGCCCGGCAGUUUGUUUGAGUCCUACACAUAUACGAAUGUGUGUAUACGAAUUUGUGCACAUGCUCCUGAUGCCACCUGCAGAUGCUUUAUUUAUGUAUUUUAUAUUAAAAUUAAAUCUCACAUCACA